UGCCAUCUUCUGAAAAACUUAUAAUAGGUUUGCAUUUCCAUGGUUACUCUGCUUCGAAUAUCGAAAUUGAAUAUUCCAACUAUUUAUAUUCUAUACAAACAACGUCGACCCUCAAUUCUGAAGAUUAUAAAACUCCAAUUGGAAAUCAUGGAUUAAAACAAAAUUAUUCUUCGGCUAUAGAAAAUAUUGUUUUAUAUUACUUACGAACUACAAAUAUGAAUGACACAUUUGGUCUAUUUUAUAGGACCACUUCUAGAAUAAUUGAUUCCGUGAAAGAUUACGAAUCGGAACUUGAAGAUGUUCGUCAUUCAGAAGAAGAAAUUCAAAAUUCAAGAAAAAAUCUCAAAUCUAUGUUUGAAGAUAUUUAUGAAGAUAUUCGUCAUUUAGAAAAAAAUAUCAAAUCUCUAAGUGAAGAUUGUC
Molecule: messenger RNA, 420 nt
Organism: Dentiscutata erythropus
Lineage: Eukaryota; Fungi; Glomeromycota; Glomeromycetes; Diversisporales; Gigasporaceae
Source: the annotation of a GenBank genome assembly